GUUGUCAUACGAUCAUUUCAGUUAAAACACGUCUCGAACAUUAAAAAUAUGAAGACUGUAUACUGUUUCUGUCUUAUUGUGAAUACUUUAUUGCUUGUUCGUAAUAGUGAUGCAGGAUUGGUCAGAGAUAUAUUCGGCUCAGUACACGAUGCUGCUCACAAAGUUCGUGAUGAUAUUCAUCAGACAUUUUACCCUAAACAAGACCAAAAAAAGGAAACAGUUGAUGUAGUUCACGUUGCCGAUAAUAAAAAUAAUGAUAAUAAUCAGUUCGUUUUCGUUACAACAUCUACUGCUGCUACUGUAAAUAAAGAAGUAAGCAAGGAACCAACUGGUUUUGUUAUGCCGAAGGAUGACGAUGAAACCAAAUUCGUUUUUCCAUCGAUGCCAACAACUGAAGCCACGGUGAAUAUAACUUCGACUACUGUUAAAGAUGGAAGAGAGAAUUUCGCUGGCGGAUGUUCUACAGGCUAUGAACGAACCGCUGACGGUCGAUGCAAACCUACUUUCUAAUUAAAAAUUACUUAAAAGUGUCUUUUGAAAAAUUAUACUAUUUGCUAGUACAAGA
Molecule: messenger RNA, 565 nt
Organism: Vanessa atalanta (red admiral)
Lineage: Eukaryota; Metazoa; Arthropoda; Insecta; Lepidoptera; Nymphalidae
Gene: Pp
Product: growth-blocking peptide, long form-like
Exons: 1
Coding region: 49-510 (153 amino acids)
Source: RefSeq, a predicted model, not a curated record